AUGUUGAUAAGCGUAUUACGUAGGCCAAAACAGAGAGCGCUGAAGAAGUUAGAAGAAUUGCGUUUUAUUGCAGAAAAUUGUCGACGAUCAGUUGCUGGAGAAGAACUUCUUGUGGAUAAGCGUAAAGAGUUUUGGAUGAAAUGCGGCAUCAUUUUCCCACCACUUUACCCAAAUCCAAAACCAAUCCCUCAAAAUGUUUAUGAACGAAUGUUCACUUACGGUACCAGAUUAGGAGUGUAUGUGAGCAUCACUGUGCAAUUAAUAUUGGGUCUGAUGAUACCAUUCCCGUCCAUUCGGGCUAUCAUUCUAAUUGCCACAAUCAAAUUAACGACUAGUCGGCUUCGUUCCAUCAUUCUUAUGCUUAUAAUUGUGUGGGCUUUUCAAAUACCAGCAAUUAAUACAACUCGUAAUUUGCAAAUGCUCGCAGAAUCGGCUGCUUGUGUGAGUGAUUCGGCGAUUCAAAUUGGCAACAAACUUGUUACUGAAGUUAAUAUGCAAACUAAUAAGCUUUCAUUGUCAGGAUUAAAAGAACAAAGUCGUUUUUUCGCGAACCAUCUUAAAAAUUUUUGGAAUACCAUGCGAAAGUUGCAAAACAUUGUCGUUAAGUUUAGUAAGCAAACGAAGGAUUAUUUGGUACAAUUGCUUACAGUUAAAGAGUAUUGCCAGCGGUUUUUCAUUGGUCCCUAUUAUUUUUGUCUUCGAAUUUUUGAUGAGAGCGCUCAAUAUUGUGAUCGGCUCACUCUGUAUCGUGGAUUACCAGUUUGUAAAUUCGUGAAGGAUAUGAGAAUGAUUUGUGAUGCAGCAAGAUUUGGGGAGCUGGUUUGUGAUAUUCCGGAGAAGAUGAAAGGAAGUUUGAAGUCCGGCUUUCUCUCAUUUACGCAGGAUAAAAUGAAAGCUGCUUUGAACACUGUUAUGAAUGAUUACAAUAUUAGCUUCCUUGUAAAAGAGGCGAAAGCUGCAAAAAAAUCCUGGGAUGAAUUGGGAAUUUCGUUAAAUCAUACUAUUGAAGGCAAUCGUACACAAAUGAUCCAACUCGAGAAAAUGAAGGAAGAAUUGGAAAAGAUCUUGAAUCAAUUCAAAAUUUUUGUAGAUAUUUUGGCUACAACGAUUAGUUUUAUUAUUCCCAAUUUGAUCAUUGUAACACUGUUUACGGCUUUGGUAUAUGUUGUCAAGUAUAAACAAAAGGAGAAAACGGAUAAUGUGUACAUUACGGAAGAGUUUCGAAAUAUUGAUAUGAUACGGGAGGCACAGGGACAACCUUCUUUACUUCCGCUGUUACCCAAAGAACGCGAAAUAUAUAUUGAGGGACUCACAUUACAUAUGACAUCAAAGGAGAAGAUGAGAAUGCUAUUUUCGUUUGCGAUCACAUUGAUUGGCGGUUUUCUGCCAACUUUUUUAAUACUGCUAGAUGUAUUUACCUAUCAAAUGCUUUAUUUCACUUACUCAUUCCUACAGUCUAAUGCUACUCGCACAGACCGACUUGAUUUCUACAAUCUUAAAGCUGCAGGAGAAGGUUUUAUGGCGAAACUUUUACAAAGAAUUCUUCAAAUAUUUCAUCCAAUCACAGGAAGUCAACAUAGCGAUGAUGAUUGGAGACAAUGUUUCACUGAGCCUAACCCACCUGACUUUCAGCUUAUUCGAUUAAUGAUGUUCUUAUACUUCAUUGCUUUUUUAUUGUGCGUUGUACAAGUAUAUGUAGUAAGGUGUCGACAUUUGAUUGCGCAAUAUUAUUGGCCAGAAAGGACAAAACCACGCACUUUAUGGUUGUAUAACAAAGUUCUCGAAGGUCGCAAAAAUAUCCUAACACAACUGAUAAAAGCUGCCAAAGAAAAGGAGUUCAAAGAGCAACUUGUUGAAGAUGAAAUUAGCGGACAAGGAAAUCUUGUAAAUCGUGGUUUGACAGUACUGAGUGCUGAUCAGUACAGAUGUUUAAGAUGUUUUCGACCAGAUCUUAGUAUCGCCGAUGCAAGUAACUCAAGAAUAUGUCCUAAUUGCAACAGUUUAUAUUGUACUGACUGCUAUGCUGUCAAGAAAAAAUGCUUAGAAUGUGGUGCAAGCUUACAGGCAGUAUUGAACGAAACUGAAUUUUACAUAGAUAGUAGCUGUGAAGAGGAUGAACCUGAUAUUGGAACACCGGAAAUUUCAUUAGUAUAG
Acanthocheilonema viteae is the source of this 2154-nucleotide messenger RNA. Lineage: Eukaryota; Metazoa; Nematoda; Chromadorea; Rhabditida; Onchocercidae. The record is from the annotation of a GenBank genome assembly.